GGGUAUCCAGAAAAUAAGUUCCGUUUGUAUUAUACGUUUAGUAAGGUCGAUGUAUGAGCGAGCUGGCAACACAGCAUUGAAGAGGGGAAGCUACCGAAUAGAAUGAGCGGUGUUCGGCGUCAGUAGCUCGUGAAACACGGUCAGGAGAGGUUAUCAAAAUGGAGUCCUCCACUUCGCGUCCCGCCACCUCCAUUCCGAUUCCUUCUCGAGUUGUUUUGCGCGGCAUCAUUCAGUUUCUUUUUGCUCAAGAUUUUAAAUCGGUUGAUAUUCACAAACAGCUUGUUUCUGUACAUGGAGAGAGUGUGAUGAGUGAAUCUAUGGUGCGGAGAUGGGUCCGAGAAUUUAAGGCAGGAAGACAUUCGCUUGAAGACGAAAGUGGGAGAGGCAGACCCUCCCUUAUCACGGAUGAGUUGACGACAAAAAUUGAAAAUGCGAUUCGCAAUGAUCGUCGUUUAACUUUAGAUGAACUCCACAACCUUUUUCCAGAGAUAUCCCGAAGUCUUAUCCAUGAGAUCGUUUCAGAAAAACUCGAAUUUCGCAAGGUUUGCGCCCGUUGGGUUCCCAGAGAACUGACUCCUCUACACAAGGCCACACGAGUGACUGCAGUCACUGGAGACGAGACCUGGGUCGCCCAUUACACACCAGAAAACGGACGUGGCAAAGAAUAUAGGCCUUUAUUCAAUAGAGUUGAUGUGCUUACCGUGCUAGGACGUGAGCCCUUGUAA
Molecule: messenger RNA, 725 nt
Organism: Acromyrmex echinatior (Panamanian leafcutter ant)
Lineage: Eukaryota; Metazoa; Arthropoda; Insecta; Hymenoptera; Formicidae
Product: histone-lysine N-methyltransferase SETMAR-like
Source: RefSeq, a predicted model, not a curated record